AUUGGUACUGCAUGUUCUCUGACCUGAAGGACACUUUCUUGGGAGCACACCGCUGCCCAGAGCCUCCAGGGUGAGCUACCCCCUAUCCCCAAAGGCUGGACUAGCCUCACCGUCAGCACCGUGCUUAAACUAACGGAGUUGCAGCGCAGCACGGAUAACAGACCCCAGGCACUGGGAGGUGGGGCCGCGAGCUGGGGCUCCGCCUCCGACCGGGCUUUCCAGCCCUAGGAACUCCUGGAGGCGGGGCGGGGCGGGGCGGGGCGGGCCCUCUCGCUCACUUCUUGCUCAAAUCGCGGAAGUGCAGGGUCGGAAGUUGCGUGAUCAGCCUGCGCCGACUUAGUGCGACGCGCAGUCCGUACGGCCGUGCUCGGUGCUGCUAUGGCUUCCAGCGGGGUGACAGUGAGCGCCACCGGCUCGGCCAGUGAGGCCUCCGAGGUUCCAGACAACGUGGGAGACUGGCUCCGCGGCGUCUACCGCUUCGCCACCGAUCGGAACGACUUCCGGAGGAACUUGAUCCUCAAUUUGGGACUCUUUGCUGCGGGAGUUUGGCUGGCCAGGAACUUGAGUGACAUUGAUUUGAUGGCACCUCAGCCAGGGGCGUAGCCAGAGAAUGGAACUCCUGUGUAUUCAAACUUUCCAAAGACAGCCUACUGUCUGUAACCACCACAAGAUACUACCCAAGUGGCAGCUGAAGUUGACUCCCUCUCCUUGCCUGAACCUACCCUACCCCCCCCCACCCCCCGCCAGUCCCCAGCAUCAGUUGAAAUGUUGCCUCUGCACAGUUCUGUGUGCAGUUCCUAACUUUCUACAGAGGGUGAUCUUUGCCCUUGUCCUCAAGAGUAGUAAUGGUUCUUGAAAAAGAUUUCAAAUAAAGCCUGCACAUAAAGACAGGUGUUUUAUUCUUUUAAUAAGAAGCGUCUUACAAAAACAAAGUGUAAAAAGUCAGUUUACAAAAAUCAAAUAAACAUGACUUGUAUUUCA
Arvicanthis niloticus (Nile rat) is the source of this 981-nucleotide messenger RNA. It is a transcript of the gene Tomm6, whose product is annotated as translocase of outer mitochondrial membrane 6. The record is from RefSeq and is a predicted model, not a curated record. Lineage: Eukaryota; Metazoa; Chordata; Mammalia; Rodentia; Muridae. Gene Ontology annotation, cellular component: mitochondrial outer membrane translocase complex; mitochondrion.